AAAUGGUGUGCUUCGAUGGCUACUCUUAACUGAGAAGCGCUGUAGCUUAGCACUCAUCAGUGUCGCGAGAUCCGAUCCUCAACCAUUUUUAAACCCACCACCGACAACUUUGCAGUCGAUUGGAUUCGAUUCAAAGCGUUUCACUGAGAGAGAGUUCCCAAUUUCCCUUGCAAUCCCCCCUUCCUUUCCCAUAUGAUAGCCUGAGCAUCUCUCCGGUCUGGUUCCGAAAAAUCGAGACAAUAAUAAUGUCGGCGUUUUUGCACCAAAGACCCAUCCAUAAUCCGUUUACGGAUCAAGAACCGGUAUCCCCUCGCUCUUCCUCAAACUCCCAGAGACCCAUUUCGAUUUUCAGCCCGACCGCGCUUCUAAUUCUCUUAUCUCUCCUUGUAGUCCUCGGGGUCUUCUUGCCGUGGGCGGGCAUGCCCGAUUUCAUAUUCUCGAGCGCCAGUCCUUCACUUUCCAAGUGGCGAGACUACACGCUGGCACAAGCCGCGUCGUUUGUGGCCAAGAAUGGGACCUUGAUUGUUUGUGCUGUGAGCCAGCCUUACUUGCCGUUUCUGAACAACUGGUUAAUUAGCAUUUCGAGGCAAAAGCAUCAGGAUAAGGUGCUCGUGAUCGCCGAGGACUACGCCACGCUCUAUAAGGUGAACGAGCGAUGGCCUGGCCACGCCGUGCUCGUUCCACCUGCUCCCGAUGCUCAAACGGCACACAAGUUUGGUUCUCAGGGAUUCUUCAAUUUUACGUCCAGAAGGCCACGCCACCUACUGCACAUUUUGGAGCUUGGAUAUAAUGUUAUGUACAAUGAUGUUGAUAUGGUCUGGUUGGCUGAUCCAUUUCCAUAUUUGCAAGGGAAUCAUGAUGUGUACUUCACAGAUGAUAUGACAGCAGUGAAACCAUUGAAACACUCCCAUGCUCUGCCACCCCCAGGAAAAAAAGGGCGCACUUACAUCUGUAGCUGCAUGAUUUUCCUUCGCCCAACUACCGGAGCAAAACUGGUUAUGAAGAAGUGGAUAGAGGAACUUCAAGUGCAGCCAUGGUCCAAAGCGAAGAAAUCAAAUGAUCAGCCUGCUUUUAAUUGGGCAUUGAACAAAACUGCUGGAGGGGUGGAUCUCUAUUUGCUUCCCCAGGCAGCAUUUCCAACGGGAGGAUUGUAUUUCAAGAACCUGACAUGGGUGCAGGAAACCAAGGGAAUGCAUGUCAUAAUUCACAAUAAUUAUAUCACUGGUUUUGAGAAGAAGAUAAAGCGCUUCCAUGACUUUGGCCUCUGGUUGGUGGAUGAUCAUGCCCUUGAAUCCCCUCUAGGCAGACUAUGAUGAUUGAAAACCUUGCAUCUCCCUGUGGAGUUAAGCAUGCCCUUGGUGAUUGUGAAAUGCUUCUAGCCAGUGAGCUCGACCCUUCUUGAACAAUGACUACUCCCAUGAACUCUGUGGAAGGAAACUUUGCAUUAGCAGCUAAAUCUCUGUAUGUGCCAAUGGAUUUUUUAGCCAUCCUUUGGGAGAGAUUUCCUAUGGUGUCUUAGCAGGAUGGACAUGUCAACCAGUUGUACCAAUUAGAUUGUUGUCAACCAAUUUUCUAUUAUUUUCAAUUCCAAAAAUGUUUCUUUUUUUAUGCUAAAAUUCAAUUUUGUUAAAAAUUUAUUAUAUGUUAUAUUUUGGUGUAA
Juglans microcarpa x Juglans regia is the source of this 1660-nucleotide messenger RNA. Its product is annotated as UDP-D-xylose:L-fucose alpha-1,3-D-xylosyltransferase MGP4-like. The record is from RefSeq and is a predicted model, not a curated record. Gene Ontology annotation, molecular function: glycosyltransferase activity. Gene Ontology annotation, cellular component: Golgi apparatus. NCBI's taxonomy places the organism in Eukaryota, Viridiplantae, Streptophyta, Magnoliopsida, Fagales, Juglandaceae.